GGUCCUCCCGACGAAGGGCACCGGAAGGCGGUGGAGCGUUUCACAAAGCACAGACUGAAGUUUUGUCAGGAGGAGGAGGAGGAGGACUGGGAGGCGAUCGAGAAGAGGCUCGGUGGUCAGCUCGAGGAGGAGCUAAUUGAGGAGGCCAGGGACGAGUUCAAUCUCAUCGAGAAAAUGGUCGGUGAGAGUGGAAUGCCUGUGGUAUUCCUGAUGACUAUAAAUGCGGUCCCUCUGGAAGAAGGCUACUUGAAGGCAGUGGAGAGCUUAAUUAAGCGUAGGCUGAAAGUUUGCCAUGCGAUGGUGGAUCGGAAGGCAAUCGAGAAGAGGCUAGGCUGCGGUCAGGUCAAGGAGCUAAAAGAGGAUGCCAGGGAUGAGCUCAAGCUCGUUGAGAAAAUGGUCGAGUUGGUUCCCUGGGGUGUUCCUGAUGAGUAUGAAUGCGAGGUCACAGAGGAUGAUGUUCUCGUGCCAAAGCAUGAAGAAUGA
Linum tenue is the source of this 483-nucleotide messenger RNA. The record is from the annotation of a GenBank genome assembly. NCBI's taxonomy places the organism in Eukaryota, Viridiplantae, Streptophyta, Magnoliopsida, Malpighiales, Linaceae.